GUCAUCCGUGAACGUUCUUCUGUGACGAUUCCAGGCUUUAGCAUUGACCACAGGCAACAGGAGAAGUUUCACACGGCUCCUGAACAUGGCUCUAAAUCGGAACCAUUCGCAAAACGGCGGAGUUUUGAUCAAUAACGGAGAAAGUGUCUUAAGACAAUGUAAGAAUGUGGAGCUGUCAUUCAGCGACUUCUCUUGCAAGACUGAUCUGCUGAAAGGGACCAAGAAAGGCACCAUUUAUCUAACUCCAUACAGGCUGAUGUUCGUGUCCAGCAACAACAAGGACUGCUUAGGCUCAGCCAUGUUCCCCUACUAUCUGAUGAAAGGCUGCAGCAUUGAGCAACCAGUGUUUGGCGCCAACUACAUCAAAGGCACCGUGUCGGCUGAGCCUGGUGGCGGCUGGGAAGGUCAGGCUCAUUUCAAGAUGUCAUUUCCCAGCGGAGGAGCCAUUGAAGUGGGGCAGCAUCUUUUCAAACUGGCCACAAAUGCAUCCCGUGCUGGUCCGGCCCAGAAUGGGGCUCCUGCCUAUGGUUACCCCUCACCCGGAAUGGUGAACGGGUACGGUCCGCCUCCACCGGCGCCUACCGGCUAUCCUUACCCGCCCCCUCCCCAGCAGAAUGGAUUCUACCAGGGUCCUUCCCCUCCCACUGCUCCUGGCAAUAUGGGCUACCCCUAUCCAACGGCAGCAGCAGGAAUGUACCCAUCUGGAUUUGACUACAUGGCCCCGCCCCCUCCUUACCCUGGGCCACCUCAGAACUGGGCUCCACCCCCUCAGAACUGGACCGCCCCCCCACCUCCUGCAGGUAACUCGAAGGCGGCCGAAGCGGCAGGCAGCGCGUAUUAUAAUCCCAGCAAUCCGCAUGCCGUCUACAUGCCCGCGGAGCGGCCUCCACCGUACGCACCUUACCCAAACUCCCCCGACAAGAAGAAAGACUGAACACCUUGACGGCACUCCUACUGCUUCCCCAAAUUAGAUUCCGAUGCGAGUGAAGUUGAUGGAAAAACUGCUUGGUUGAUUAAAAACUGAAGGCUACUGGCACAAUCGGUGAUCUCUCAGCCACAGCGUAACUGUGUCUUUGAUAUUCUGUCAUUAUAAAACCGACCAUCUUAACUUUUACUUACUUUCUCAGAUAGGAAAUGUGUUAUUUUCUUUAUAAUUCCCAAACACCAAAACAGCUGUUUUAUAGAAUGUAAAAUAAAACAUACAAACGAAACAUUUUCUGCUGAUUUGAUUGCGGUUCCUGAAGAAAAUUCCACAACAAAAACACUCUUUUUACAGCAUCACAGCAAAUAUUCAGUUUUUCUUUCUUUCUUUUUGUGUGUGUAUUAAUAUAUAGCAAAUAUCAACAACUUAAUCUAUUA
Molecule: messenger RNA, 1359 nt
Organism: Poecilia latipinna (sailfin molly)
Lineage: Eukaryota; Metazoa; Chordata; Actinopteri; Cyprinodontiformes; Poeciliidae
Gene: wbp2nl
Product: WBP2 N-terminal like
Exons: 8
Coding region: 86-934 (282 amino acids)
Biological process (GO): positive regulation of DNA-templated transcription
Cellular component (GO): nucleus
Molecular function (GO): transcription coactivator activity; chromatin DNA binding
Source: RefSeq, a predicted model, not a curated record